AUGCGCUUCUCUUUGGCUACCGCCGCCCUCGUCGCGGCCGUUCCCGCCCUUGCUGCCGACGCUGCUGCCGAUGGUCCUCUUGGCCAGUACAAGGCCCAGUUUCAAAACUUCCUCGGCAAGUUCACUGGCUCCGUCGCCGACUCGGCCGUUGUUCAAGACGGCCCCGUCGCUGCCGCCGAGGCCAAGGUUGGCGAGAUUACGACGUCCCAUUUGACCCUCGAGAACUGGAAGGAGACCCUUUACGCCCCCGUUAAGGCGGGCUCUGAGAUCCCCGAGGAGUGGUGGGUGCUCAUCACUGGUCGCAACAAGACCUGCUUUGGCCAAUGUGAAAAGAUCGAGAAGGCUUUCAACGAGUCCGCCGGCCGAUUCGCCGUCACCCCCAAGGCUCCUCACAUGGCUAUCCUCAACUGCGAAGACGAGCGUGUCCUGUGCAACUCGUGGUCCGCUGGUGUCGGCGCCAUCUGGGCCUUUGAUAUGCUCCCCGAACCUGCUCCCAUUGACAUUUACAAGAGACGCCUCAACAUGACCACCACCACCGCCGACGACCUCGUCACUCUCCACGCCGACGGCAGGAAGUCUUUUGAGCUUCUCGACUCGUGGUUCCACCCCUUCAACGGCAAGAUUGCUGAGCUUGGCCUGUCUCUGCCAGUUGGUUACGCCUUUUGGGCUUUCAGCCUCGUUCCCAACUGGGCUUUCAUGCUCAUUGUCUCCAUGCUUAGCCGCACCAUGAUGGGUAACCGCAUGCAGCCUCAGCAGCGCCGUGCUGAGGCCGCUCCCGCUGCUGGUGCGCAAUGA
Molecule: messenger RNA, 795 nt
Organism: Cordyceps militaris CM01
Lineage: Eukaryota; Fungi; Ascomycota; Sordariomycetes; Hypocreales; Cordycipitaceae
Exons: 2
Coding region: 1-795 (264 amino acids)
Source: RefSeq, a predicted model, not a curated record